Octodon degus (degu) is the source of this 3970-nucleotide messenger RNA. RefSeq names its product signal transducer and activator of transcription 2 (gene Stat2). NCBI's taxonomy places the organism in Eukaryota, Metazoa, Chordata, Mammalia, Rodentia, Octodontidae. The record is from RefSeq and is a predicted model, not a curated record. Gene Ontology annotation, biological process: regulation of cell population proliferation; regulation of transcription by RNA polymerase II; cell surface receptor signaling pathway via JAK-STAT. The transcript has 25 exons. Gene Ontology annotation, molecular function: DNA-binding transcription factor activity, RNA polymerase II-specific; RNA polymerase II cis-regulatory region sequence-specific DNA binding. The coding region runs from base 329 to 2878 and encodes 849 amino acids.
CCAGCUGCGCUGAGUGGCAGCCAGUGUUGGGGUUGCGGGUUGGGAAAAGCGAGCCUUUGGGCAGCCCGCCACUCUUGAGUGGGUGGGUGAAGUGGUACGCGACGCGGGGACCCUUGGCACCUCGGCAGCCUGAGGACGGGAGGUCCCGGCCGGAGAUACUGGAGGAGCGGGUACUCCGACCCUGACAAGCCUGGCAAACCCUAGCGCCCCCUCCGGAACCUACCUUGCAGCCUCCUGCAUCUGGGGGGCAGCCUCCAGCAACGGUACUGGAUUUGAGUCCAACAAAAUAUCCUUUGGAGAACUUACAUCCUUUCAACACAGAACCCAAAUGGCUCAAUGGGAGAGGCUGCAGAACCUUGACAGCUCAUUUCAGGACAAACUGGACCAGCUGUACUUACACACCCUCCUGCCAGUGGACAUCCGGCAGCACUUGGCUGUCUGGAUUGAAGACCAGAACUGGCAGGAAGCUGCACUAGGCAAUGAUAAUUCCAAGGCCAACAUGCUGUUCUUCCAGUUUGUGGACCAACUGAACAAUGAAUGUGGCCGUUGCAGCCAAGAUCCCGAGUGCAGUUUACUGCUGCAGCACAACUUACGAAAAUUCUGCCGGGACAUUCAGGCCUUACCGCAGGGCUCUACCCAAUUGGCUGAGAUGAUCUUUAAUCUCCUUCUGGAAGAAAAAAGAAUUCUGAACCAGGCUCAGAGGGCUGAAGUGGGGCAAGGAAGUCCAACUGUGGAAGUACCUGUGGAGAGCCAGCAGUCUGAGAUUGAAUCCCGGAUCCUGGAUUUAAGGGCUAUGAUGGAGAUGCUGGUGAAGUCCAUCCGACAAGUGAAAGACCUUCAUGAUGUCUUCAGCUUUCGAUAUAUGGUACUCAAUAAAGGGACCUCGUCCUCUGACCCACAUCAGAACAAACAGCGGCAGCUUGUGCAAGAAACUCUCAAUGAACUGGACAAAAGGAGAAAGGAGGUGCUUGAUGCCUCCAAAGCGCUGCUAGGCCGACUGACCACCCUCGUCAAUCUCCUACUGCCAAACUUGGAUGAGUGGAAAACCCAGCAGCAGAGAGCCUGCAUUGGAGCCCCACUAAAGCCUGGGCUGGAACAGCUAGAGAAGUGGUUCACAGCUGGAGCAGAUCUGUUGUUUCACCUGCGGCAGCUGCUGAAACAGCUGAAGGAAUUAAGUGACAUGAUUCACUACGAAGGUGACCAGCUGAAGAAAGGAGUGGAGCUGCUGAAUGCCCAGGUCACAGAGUUGCUGCAGUACCUGCUGCAUAGCGCCUUUGUGGUGGAAAAGCAGCCCUGUAUGCCACAGACUCCACAUCGGCCCCUCAUCCUGAAGACUGGGAGCAAGUUUACUGUCCGAACGAGGCUGCUGGUCAGACUCCAGGAAGGCAAUGAGUCACUGACGGCAGAGGUCUCCAUUGACAAGAAUCCUCCUGAGUUACAUAGCUUCCGAAAGUUCAAUAUCCUGACCUCAAACCAGAAAACUUUGACUCCUGAGAAGGGGCAGAGGCAAGGCCUAAUUUGGGACUUUGGCUUUCUGACACUGCUGGAGCAACGUUCAGGUGGUUCAGGAAAGGGCAAUAAUAAGGGUCCUCUGGCUGUGACAGAGGAGCUGCACAUCAUCAAUUUCACAGUGAAAUACACGUACCAGGGUCUGCAGCUGGAUCUGAAAACGGACACUCUCCCUGUGGUGAUUAUUUCCAACAUGAACCAGCUCUCCAUUGCCUGGGCCUCAGUUCUCUGGUUCAAUCUGCUCAGCCCAAACCCCCAGAACCAGCAGUUCUUCUCCAGUCCCCCCGCGGCCCCCUGGAGCCUGCUGGGCCCUGCUCUCAGUUGGCAGUUCUCCUCCCACAUUGGCCGAGGACUCAAUGCAGACCAGCUGGCCAUGCUGAAGGAGAAGCUGUUCGGGAAAACCUCAAAGAUGGAGAAUUUGUUGUCCUGGGCUGACUUCAGUAAGCGAGAGAGCCCCCCUGGCAAGGUACCAUUCUGGACAUGGCUGGACAAAAUUCUGGAACUGGUACAUGACCACUUGAAAGAUCUGUGGAAUGAUGGGCGCAUCAUGGGCUUCGUGAGCCGGAACCAGGAGCGCCGGCUGCUGAAGAGGACCAUCUCCGGCACGUUCCUGCUGCGGUUCAGUGAAUCUUCAGAAGGAGGCAUCACCUGCUCUUGGGUGGAGCACCAGGAUGAUGAUAAGGUGGUCAUCUACUCUGUGCAGCCCUACACCAAGGAGGUGUUGCACUCCCUCCCACUGACCGAAAUCAUUCGACACUACCAGCUGCUCACCGAGGAGAACAUACCGGAGAACCCUCUGCAAUUCCUCUAUCCCCGCAUCCCCCGCGAUGAGGCUUUUGGGCGCUACUACCAGGAAAAAGUUAACCUUGAGGAACAGAGGAAAUACCUGAAACAUAAGCUCAUUAUGGUCUCUAACAGGCAGGUGGAUGAGCUGCAGCAACCUCUGGAGCUUAAACAGGAGCCAGAACAGGAGGCCUUAGAGCUGGAGCAAAGACUGAUGCCAAAGCUAGAGCCGGGAAUAGGCCUGGAGUUAGAGCCCCUGCUGGAGACAAUCCUGGACCUUGGAUCAGCGCUGGAGCCUGCGUCGGAGCCCACUCUGGAGCCAGUUCUGGACCUGAAGCCAGGGCUGCAGCCUGAACUGGAGCCCCCUGUGUUCAUAGGAUCACAGCCAGGGCCAGAUUCAGAUCUGCCUGAGGAACUGCAAAACUUGAGCACUGUUGACAUGGAAAUCUUCAGGAACAGUGUGAAUAUUGAAGAGAUCAUGCCGAAUGGGGACCCACUGUUGGCUUGCCUGAGCAUCGUGGAUGAGCCAUACAUCUCCUGCGCCAGCCAUUUCUGCACAGACGGAUCCUUGAAUCCUGACUGCUAGGAUUCAAGCUGUAUUUCCUCUGUUAUUUGCAUUUUUUUGUCCUUCCCACUCCCCACAUCAUGACUGUGCUCCAAGGAUAAGAACUCGGGCGUUCUCACCUGGAGUUCAGGGAGAGGUGAAAGAAUAACUUGGGUAUGGAAGGGACACCAGACUCAGACAUGUGCUGGCCACAGUUCUGAAAGGAUCUGGGAGGCUACCUGCUGUGUUGGGUGGUACAAGGGUACUCAGGAGGUCGGGACAGGUGGGCGGUAGUUGAAGGGCCCAGGGCAAGGACUUCUCUUCAGUGUGAAGGGAUAUCAAUAUUUUAAUGGCUUGUACAUCUAAAUUGACGCACAGUAGCAUUAGGCCUCAGUGGGAGGCACAGACACAUGAAGAAUCCACUACCACCCCUUUUCUGUUUAGAUUUUAUUGAACCCAGGGCCUUCCUUAUGUGUGUUAGGUAAGGCUCUACUGCAAAGCUGUAUCUCUAGCCCUUCGUUUCUCUCCUCUGGUUCCUAGCAUAACGUUUUCCUUUCUUCCCUUUACUUCUGACUCCAGGUCUCAGUUUCUCCUUUUCGGCAGGGCUGAGAGCUUCCUGCUUUAGCCCACCAUGUGAAGCUCUGUUCUCAGAAGGCAAUAGGAGUGAAAAUGCCUUCUUAGCAAUCUCCUGCUCUUCUCUGCUCCCUACGCUGCCUGCAUCCAUUCUCCCAUAAAAUGAUCCUGCCAGCCUACCCUGAAAAACUUUGUACCAUAUUUAGGCUACCAGUCCUCCACUUGCCCAGUGUAGAGAUUUCAGUCCAUAAUUGUUUGGCUGCAAGGCAAGAUAGCUUGGAAGAGGGAGAUCAAAUCACAGAAAAAAAGUUUAUGGCCAGCAGAAGACAGCAAAAGCAAAGGCCCAGUGCUUAAGAGACAAAAAUGACUUCUAGAAACUGGGAUUGUAGGUUUUCUGGGAAUUUGGGUAUUGCUUUUUGCAGUAUUGAAUAGAAUGUAAUGUUUUACAGAAGGAAAACACCCAGCCUUAGCUAUUUUUCCUUUAAGAUAUAAUGCCUCUUGGACUGGGGAGAUGGCUCAGUGGAAUAUGAGCUUCCCUGGCAAGCGCAAGGGCCUGAGUUC